Molecule: messenger RNA, 342 nt
Organism: Colletotrichum siamense
Lineage: Eukaryota; Fungi; Ascomycota; Sordariomycetes; Glomerellales; Glomerellaceae
Exons: 1
Coding region: 1-342 (113 amino acids)
Source: RefSeq, a predicted model, not a curated record
AUGGAGGCUGAGCCAAAGCCCGUUGCCGCCCCAAAGGAGAAUGACGGUCUCAAACAAGGCUACAUCCGCAUCAUCAUCACAAACUGCGUUGCAACAGACGAGACUGCCUCCGCGUUGUUGGACCAGCUGCAGGCUCUGGAACCGCUGGUCGCCAAAGGUUCUACCUGCAGAACUUUCAAGGGCAACAGCGAAAAGAUACUCAUCGAGGCAGCCACAUGCUGCGAGAUCACCGCGGCAGCUAUCGGCGACUUUGAAACCACGAUUCAGAAUGUUUUGCCGGAAUCCAGCUACGAGAUCCACGUCCGCCCCCUGGGAGGCCCCCGUUUCCUUCCCUAUGUCUAG